CUUCGACGUAAAACAUGGCGGGUAAAGACACGGGCAUUAAGUUGGAGAUUGUUUCCAAGUUAUGGCCUAUCCCCAAACGUGCUGAGUGCGAAUCACCCAAGAAGGAUGACAUCUUCAAAAGUCGAGCCAAGCCAGAGGAACUCAAGGAAAUAUUCUUGAAGUAUGCAACGAAGGAGAAUGGUGAUGGAGAGAAGUUUAUGACCUACUCUGACCUGAUCCAUCACUAUCUCCAAGUGCUUGACUCGAAGGACUACAAUGAUUACACGCUCAAGUUGUUGGCCAGCAGUGUCGACACAUCUCGUGAUGGGCUCAUUUCGUUCACCGAGUUCCAGGCCUUCGAGGCCUUGCUGUGUCUCCCCGACGCCAUGUAUGCCCUGGCCUUCCAGAUUUUCGACAGGAACGGGAACGGUUACAUAACGUGUGAUGAGUUUGAGGACAUCAUCAAGCAUACCACCCUUCAUCGGGAUAUGCCAUUCAACUUCAGCAGUGACUUCAUCAAACUGCACUUCGGCAGUACCAGGUCCAGGAAGGUGUCGUAUGCCGAGUUUACACAGCUCAUUCAUGACUUUCAUGAUGAGCACGCCUGGCAGGCUUUCCGCAAGUUUGACCGCAGCAACAGUGGCUUCAUCUCUGCCAAGGACUUUGAGCAAGUGAUGAUUUCUUUGAAGAGUUACCUACUUACGCCCUUCGUGAGGGACAACAUUGUCACUGUGGCGCUCCAGGGGGAGAAACAUCGGCAGAUCAGCUAUGCAUAUUUCACCGCCUUCAUUUCACUGCUCAACAACCUGGAGUUGGUCAAGAGGAUCUACCUGGCUGCAACACGCCGUGACCCCAACAAGGAGAUCACUAAAGAGGAGUUGAUGUACCAAGCACAAGACUUUGCACAGAUCACUCCUCUGGAGUUGGACAUUCUGUUCCAGCUUGUGGGCCUGCAUCAUCAAACGGGAAAGGUGAAGCUGUCGGACCUGGAGAUUUUCAACCCAAUGGCGGGUGUGGAGAGUCCCUUCUCCAUCCAGAUGCAGAUAGCUGAGCAAAAACUUCGUCAGGAGCAAGGAACAGCCACAAGAACAGUAACAUCAGCAGUGCUUGAAAGUGCCUAUAGGUUCUUCCUUGGUGCCAUCGCUGGAGCUACGGGAGCCACUGCUGUUUAUCCCAUCGAUCUGGUGAAAACCCGAAUGCAGAAUCAGAGGUCAGGAACGUUUGUGGGUGAGCUGAUGUACAAGAACAGCUUCGACUGUGCCAAGAAGGUCAUCCGGCAUGAAGGUCUGCUGGGUCUCUAUCGAGGUCUCGCACCUCAACUUGUGGGCGUGGCUCCGGAGAAGGCCAUCAAACUUACAAUGAAUGACUUGAUGCGAGACAAGUUGACAAAGUCUGAUGGCAGCAUUGAACUAUGGGCGGAGAUGGUGGCAGGAGGAUGUGCUGGUGGGUCGCAGGUAGUCUUCACAAACCCUCUGGAAAUUGUCAAAAUCCGUCUCCAAGUAGCUGGGGAAAUUGUUGGGAAGACGAAGGUCGGCGCAAUCAGCGUCGUAAGGGAUCUUGGCUUCUUUGGCCUGUACAAGGGAGCCAAGGCCUGCUUCCUCCGUGACAUUCCCUUCUCAGCCAUCUACUUCCCCGCAUACGCUCAUGUCAAGAAAUACUUCGCAGACGAGAAUGGCUACAACACCCCUGGCACACUACUGUUGUCAGCCACCAUUGCUGGUAUGCCUGCUGCAUUUUUACCGACACCUGCUGAUGUGAUCAAGACACGCCUUCAGGUGGCAGCACGAUCGGGCCAGACAACAUACAAUGGUGUCAUAGACUGCGCCCGCAAGAUCUACCUGGAGGAGGGCUGGGGGGCUUUCUGGAAGGGGGCACCAGCCCGAGUGUUCCGGUCCUCGCCUCAGUUUGGUGUGACACUGCUGACAUAUGAACUGCUGCAACGUGUAUUCUAUAUCGACUUUGGUGGAAGGCGUCCAGAGGGCUCAGAAGCCAAGUCAGUCCACUUAGAGGAAUUAAUGUCUCGUAAUCCGGAUCACAUAGGAGGAUACCGACUGGCGCACGCUACUUUCCAGGGUAUCGAGUCACAAUUUGGACUAUGUUUGCCCAAAUUCCGCACCACAGCUGCAGAAUGAAGUGGUGACGGUUUGUUACGAUAGGAUCUUAUGUAUGUGCCCUGGUUGCCAGUUUGCAGUUGAGUGACAACAGGUAGUUGUGUGUGAUGGCCUCAAACGUCCAAUGAGUUAGAUCCCCAUCUCAUGUCACAAGUCAUCUAAACGCGCCAACAGCACCCAAGAGGUACAAACAGUGAAGUCUAUCUAUACCGUACUGAAUCUGUGAUAAUAGUCUUGCCUUUCUACCUUGAAUAUGCUAGCAGAGGGUCUCUCACUGGAUUGAGUACAUGGUACUGGGGAAAUCCUGCAGGGACACAGUGUAGAAGGACGGUGACCAGGUCUGUGCACCAGCUCCAGACAGCACCAACAGCCAACUUUUGCAUUUUUCAGCAUCACGUUUUUAUCAGUGCGCAAACACCAGCUCCUGACAGUGCCAGAUAUCUCACAUUGGCAGCAAGCAUAAAAAUCAGCUCCUCACAUUGCCAGUUAAUUGCAACUCCAAACUGUGCCAGGUAUUUGAAACAGAAGCUUCUAACAGUGCCAGGUAGUUGAAGCAGAAGCUCCUAACAGUGCUAGCUUGUUGUAACACAAACUCUUAACAGGGCCAGCACUUGCAACACAUGCUCUUGAUAGUGCCAGCUAGUUGCCACACCAGCUCAUGCAACACAAGCUUUUAACAGUGCUAGCUAGUUACAACACAAACUCUUAACAGGGCCAGCAGUUGCAACACGAGCUCUUGACAGUGCCAGCUAGUUGCCACACCAGCUCAAGCAACAAGAGCUCCUAACAGUGCCAGCCAGUAGAAGCUCUUAACAGUGCAAGCUUCUCCAGAGAGCGCCACAGAGCUCACCAACAGAAACUGUUCCUACACCAGCUACAAACAGCAAGGAGACAUUGUCAAAUAUCUUGUCUUCCCUAAAUCUUGUGUAACUGCAUCAACUGGCCCAAAUUAGGUGCUAAGUUCAGCACUAUGUAAAGUAUGUAUGGUACAGACGAUGAAUGUUGAGUGUUGAGCAUGGCUGCUAGGUCGAGACUGGUAUAAAACUGUGACACGAGCAGUUUUCUCCAAAAAUGUAGUUACGUGACAUGCUCAUCAAUCUAGAAUGGAUUAACUCAUGGUGUCUAUCCCUAGAUAUGUGUAAAUGUGUGUACCCUGACAUAGACUCAGUAAUGAUGAUUCCUAGAUAUUGUCAACAUUACUGCACAACAGGUUGUUAGGAAUGUGUUCAAACUCAUUCAUUUUCCCAUGUUACCAAUGUUCAAUGAGAUCCUUUUGGACAAACGUAUUGCUAAAGAUUUUUGUUGCACAGAAUGAAUAUUUAUAUCUGUGUGGUCAGAACUGGCUUUGUUUCAACAGGGUAAUCCAGUUGUUUUCCAUAGUUAACUGUCCUCGCAGUAUUAACUGAAGAGCAGGCCCUCGUAAUACAAUAGAUUAGGGUACGAUAAAGUACUCGUUUUUAAUUUUUGUAAGAAAUUAAUGAAACUUGUAUCAGAUUUGCAUCAAAUUUGGUUGAGCAGUGUGCGUCAGUGUGCCUUCUCAAGGUGGCCCAGAAUGCAUCCCCUAGCCGUACCAGGAUCCCUGGUUGUGGGUUGGAGACCUAGGUUCACACAAAUUAUGUUUUUUUCUCUCUAAAUUCCCAUUCCUUUGGUUUCCUAUGCUGAGGUACCUGUGUGACUUAGAUUUGCCUCAAGUUAAGCUGUGAUAAUUGAAAUAUUGUUCAAACUGGUGUAAAAAUAUCAAUCUCGUUCUUAAGCUGCUUUUUGAAAUGGUAGUGUCAUGAACUCUGUUUUGUACCUUUUUUCAGGAGUGUAUUUAAUUCUUGUGACAUUUGGCAUAAUAGUUAUAGCAUGGCAGUCCCAGUAAAAGUGAUUGUCAUAAUACAAGUAGCUACUAGUCGUGGGAUGAGGGGUGGUGGGGUAGCAGAGUGCUUUAAGCUUUCACUUGUCAUGCUGAAGGGUCCUAGUUUCAUUGGUACAAUGUGUGAAGCCCAUUUCUGGUGUAAAACCAUACUCACUCACUCACUCACUCACUCACUCACUCACUUAAUGUGCUUUCAGGGGGGAAGGGUGGUAUUGGUAGUGUCGCAGGUAUUGGUAACAGUGAGUUAGCCUGGUGGCAGAAAGCCACCAGUACCAGCUGAUGUCUUAAAGUUCCAGUCUCGUUUCAAAGUGCUGAAAUAUUUGAAACUUGUCAGCUUGCUCAGAACUUGACAUUAUUUACCUGAUUGAUGGAUAUUGAAUUGUACCUGCAGCGCUUGAGCACUUCAUGGUUUAUUGACAGCUUUAUAACAAACUUUUAAGGUUGGGGAUGGACAUGUUCUUCCACUCUGAUGAUUAUGUCGACACCGAUAGUAUUUAUUCCCAGAUCCUAGUACAAACACAGUGUUUUCCACAGUAUUAUGAUAAUAUCUAUCAGUAAUACUAUUAUCUAUCAUCAUGGUAUCCAUGAUCAUCUAGACCGACUACAAAAGGCCAGAGAUAAGGAGCUGUUUUAUAUACAUGAGUCCAAGUAUCUGAUUUUCUGAUUCGGUUUCUCUUAGGGCGGGGAUGAGUCCAAAUUUAUCAUGGGUACCCAACCCCCUAUCACCCAACCCUACCCUGCUAUCUGCUGUAGGUUUCAAGAGAUGGGUACAAAAUGUUUGAUUGAGAAUAGUUUGACUGUAGCCCUUGAAAAAUGUAGUUAGAUGUACACUUAUAAAACGAUACACUUAAGUUGACUGAAGUUUUAUCUGUAUUCAGAAAUGGGUGCAUAGUCAAAGAAAUACACACAUUAGUGACUUGGGGUUCUAGAUAAUUUUUAUCAUUAAACAAUAUCUGUCGCGUGACUAACCACGAUUCCAGGUAGUCGUGUGGGUACCCACGUCCUACUCAGUACCCGAGUUACCCGUCCCAGCCCUAGUUUCUCAGAUGCUUUAGAAGUUGUUGACAGACGAAGAUUAUGCUUAGUAAUGUGAUUUAUGUAUCAGUGAGCGUGUCUUGCCUUGAAGCAUAUGAAAUCAGUGUUGCUGUUUUAAGCUUGUCACACAGUCAAAUCAGUCCCCGGGAAUGAUGUUACUGUUGCUAUGACAACUUAUGUUACCCAUAAUUCCUCAGGGCCCUUUGCGAUGUGUGUUGCUGUUAUGAGCUUGUUCUACCAACAGAUGUGUUAACAUUGCAUCCCAGGAUUAAUUUAUCACACAUCCUUCCAGUGUAAAUGUUGAAAGUCAUAGAUGGAAAGUGAGGAGUUAUCUCCCCUGCUGGUACACAAACUGGUACACCAGAUGGCAAUAAUUAAAUAAAUCAACUGCUCAAGUUCUGCACACUGUAUUCUACCAGUUACAAAAAUCCUUAAAUCAGAACGUAAUAUUUGUGUGCAUAAUAUUUACAAAUGAACCAAACCAUUGGUUAAGAGGUCUGUUGUAGAUUAUCCUGAUUGUGCUCCUUAUACCAGUAUAUUCAGUUGCAGCUGUAAUAUUGAAUUAUAUAUUUAUUUUGUUAUGAAGAUGUUUAUACGAUGGUUCAGCUCAUUGAUGCUUUUGUUUACAUCACUGGUGAAGUAGCCGAGUCAUGAUUCAGAAAGCAGCAUUGUUGCCCACGUACUUACUAUACUACCCAAAAGAAGUUAAGGACAUCUAAUUCUUUCAUAUUACCACGGUUAAUAUACAAUGCCCUGACAGAUUAAUUAUACAAACAUGAAAGAACUUCUUUUGAGUAGUAUAUAUGGAAAAUUAUCUGUUUGUUAAUUGACAGAGUUGAAGCAUAUUUUAAUGUGUCACAAGGAAAAUUGACUCAAAAAGUUAAUGUUGGUGUAAACUGUGCCACAUGUACAAGAGCACAUUUCAUUUUGAAUAACGAGUGUCUUUGAUAUGGUAUUACCAUAAGAAAAUCAUAUCAGUGAUUAUCUGACACAUAUUCAAAAUCACAAUAUUCUCUAUAAACAUACAUUUUAUUGUGGACUAAAGCCUGACCACACUUUUUGAUUGUGUUUAUUCAUUGAUAUGGAUAUGUUGUGGCCUGUUUGUCCGUCGUCCAUUCUCCUGCUUAAUUUGACCAUGCUCAUAUCUGAUUUUUCUAUAUGGCCGCCUCAACAGGGCAACCUCAGCAGCCAUAUUGGAAAAGCUAAUUAUUGCUGUUACUCAGUUAUUUUUGUUGAAAAUGGAUGAAAUUUGCAACAUGUGUGAUUAGUAGUGGCACUCAACAAACAUGUUCCCCUUUAUGGUAGUAUUUUUAUUUUGACCUUGUUCUUUUGGGGUGGUUGGGUAGUGGUUAAAGCAUUCACUCGUUAAGCUGAAGACCCGGGUUUGAUUCCCCACAUGGGUACAAUGUGUGAAGCCCAUUUCUGGUGUCCCCCCACCGUGAUAUUGCUGGAAUGUUGCUAAAAGUGGCGUAAAAUCAUCCUCACUUGACCAUGCUCUUAAAUUCUCCCAAAGACUUAUUUGACUCUAAAUACCUCUUCUCUGAAAUUGGCAGACUGUACAAGCUGAACUCAUCUUGUUUCUCCUUACGAGGACAUUUUGUUCAAAUCAUUGCAUUUAAGUGUCAGUUUUUAGUUCUCAGUAAUGAUGCAGAACAUAUUUGGAUAUCAAUACUGACGGCAAUUUUCUUUGUGGCUUUUUAGACUGUUGACUACAUGUCCAGGUGAGCUACAGUGCCGUGUCACAAUUUCUAAUCACAACCUUUGCUAAAUUAAGGGAUAAUUGUAUAUGUGUACAACAUUAAUAAUUGGUCUGGUCGAAAUAUGGAAUUGAAAUGAUAAUAAGAUGAAUCAUGACACCGCUACCAGCCUGGUGGGACAGCAGUAGGGAGGUGAAUCAAAGUUGAUGAAAGCGGAAAAUAUUACCUAUGCACAAAGAAUUGUUGCUUCAUGUAUAUUCGUGGUUGUGUGGUUGUUUUUCAUAGAGUAUUCAUGGGUUAACAGAGAACUGUCAAUUGUUCGAUUGUUAUUGUAUAUCUGAAAAGCGUAAUUGUAUCGCAAGAUUCCGGAGGAUAGUUUUUGGAGUGACUCCUGUCAGUAUAUAUUUUCAACCAUGUCUGUUAAUAAUGAUGUACAUAAGUUAUGCCUUUAUUCCCAGUUUGGUGUGGCUGGUUGUUGUUGAUCAGGUUAAAAUCUGAAAUAUCUAAGGAUUUAGCAUAACGGUACAUACCAAUGGACUUUCAUGUUGUCAAUCUCAUUGAAAUCAGAUCUUAGUUCUCGCCAAUCUCAUUAAAAUAAGAUCUUAGUUCUCGCUACCUUUCAUCUGACAAAUCAAAGCGUCGAUUAACAGAUCAUGAAAGUGACAGUCAGAAUGUGUUUUCUAAUCAUGCAACCUCAGUGUAUUCCGAACGACAGUUACGCCCCAUACGACUGAUUCCGUCAAAAUUAUCGUCUAUCUCUCGCUACCGUGCGAUUAACAUUUGAACGGAGGAGGCAUUGCACAGUAAGUGGGAACCACUGCCAUACAAUCUCAACCAUAUAUUGGACAUUUCGGAAUGCUCAUUUGUUCAGUUUUCAAAAUUUUAAUCGAGAACUGUGUCAACAUAUUUUUCAAGCAUAGUCCGAAAUGGAAGUCGCCAGGUUGAAAUAAGUGCUGUAAAGCUCGAGAAAUCUGCUUCCUAAAUUGGCUGGUGUCGGCUUCUUGUUAGUCAUUUCAGUGGUCGGUCAAAGUUCCCAAAACAUUGUUCUGACGUGAUCCUUUAAAGGGAUGUCCUCAGAUCUUUGUUUAGCAGCAGUGAAAACUAAAGAUCUGUUUUUAAUGAGAUUGUCAUGUUGUUGUCAUAGUAGGUUGCUGUGGGAUACAUGUAUGAUACAAGUAUGAUACAAGGAAUAAUACAAAAGAUGAUACAAUAAAGGAUUGAUGGAAGAGAUGUACAAGGCUUGUAUCUGAUACAAACUCACAAACAAUAUUGCAUGUAUCAGUGUGGACGAGAAAUGGAAUAUUUAAGAACAUAGAAUGAUGGCAAUACAGUGGAUAUCUGUAAUCAGUCCUUGUAUAGAUGUGUACAUCUCGGCACUUUUCUAGUUUCCUCGUCUUAUCCCUGUGAUUGUAACACUGAAGUUAAAUGUUUCAGAGUCCAGAGUUAAAAUAGGCUCUUUGUUCUCUAAAAGUGUUCCAUAUGGUGGGUAGGUAGAUGAGCUUUUUAUGAUUGUGUCAGGUUCUGUAGAUCAACCAGAUCUCACUCACAUGGUGUUUCAUACACUGGAGCAGUGCUCUAUCAUUGUCAGUCAAAGUUUACAGGAUUGUAUACACAACAUUUGUCCAUCUGUGAAUAUAUGUGGCAUUGUAGUGUGGCAGUGUAGUCACCAUUUUUAUCCAUGUUACUGCAAGAAGGACACCAACUAGUGCCCAGACCAAUGAGAGUUCAGAUUACAUGGCACAAAUGAAAAUAUUUCUCAUGCAACACGCUACAGCUCUGCAGACGUCUGCUCCACGCAUUGUUUUAAUAUCAGACUCCGCAGAAUUAGCAUUCAGUUGCUUAUUUGACAUCCAUUACUGAACUAGUCUCGAUGUGUCACUUCUACGCUGCACAUUGGGCAUAUUUAUUCACAGCUUAUGGAAGAACGUAGUGAACACAAUCACAUCGUUUAAAAAUGGUGACAGCAUUUUCAAGAAGUCCAGACUCCUUGCCAGUAUAUCUGAUAAAGUAAUUGGAGCGCAUGUGUAGAUUAACACUUAUAUUGCAGAGUAAAGUACGAUUCUCAGUUUAAAUUCGAUUUCCACACCUGUGGGAGUUGUUAGAAGGCUCUGAUCAGUCAUCAAAAUAACCAGUCUAUCCGUGGUGACAUUCAUCUUGCACUGCCAAAUGCAUGUAACUGGUACUUGCAAGAAGAGUAUUUUCUUGAAAUAAGAGUUCUUUAAGUUACUUACAUUUCGUUAAGCACUGAAAGUAUGGAAGUUUGUUGAAACAAACACGAAUUGAUAGCGAUGUAAAAGUGGUAGACAGGAGGAGGCUCCAUUUAUUGGUGUAACUAUGGUAAGUAGGUGUCAGACUGUUAAGGUAUUGUUUGAGUUUGGAAUGUAAGUUAUUUUCAUGGAACAUCGACAAGUAUUGUUUGAGAAUACUCACCUGUCCAUUGCUGUUGGUUUUUUCCCAAGUGUAUUUGGUGGUUGUUUAUUUUGUAGUGUGUCCUUUGUUUAUGUAUAUAUGUAUACAUAGAACACCUCUUUCUAUAUAUAUGUAUAUACAUGUAUAUAUAUAUAUGUGUGUGUGUUGUGUGUGAUUUAUUUGCCUAUGUGUCAGUCAGUGAUUAUUUGCUCUGCUCUCCUAGCAACCGGUUUUGUAACCAAGGUAUUUACACAUAGCAUUCUAGUCUACAGACAUGUGAAAAUGUUUUGCAGGUGUAGACAGGGUACAUAUGGAAAAGGAGAUGUCUGUUUUUUUACAAAUAUACAAUUUUGUGUAGGCAAUCUGUCAUGUUUAUAUUGUGUUGAUUAACCACUGACUAUUCAUUAUAGUUUUGAAAAUAAUUUUCAUUUGCUUACUAACAUGGGUGGAAACAUAUCUACAUAUCAACACGUUACACGACGAUGACUUCUUUUCAAGUUUAUGAAGACUAAUAAGUUAACUUUCUUUCUGAAGAUGUAAACUUCCUACCUAUUAUCUAUGUGAUGUGGGGUCAUGGGUGGCCCAGUCAUUUAAUUGACUGUUUAGAGUUUUGUCUCUUAUGCAUGCUAGUAUCCUAUGAUCAUGGGUUCGAAUCCUGGUUUCACCUGAUUAUAUUUCAAGGUUUGCCAGCACAAUACUGUGCUCAUGAGUUUAACCAAAAUGGUAAAUGUUAAAACCUGCAUCACUUUGUGUCCCUCGGCUGUGAUGUAACAGAAAUACUGUUCAAAGCAGUGUUAAACCAUCCUUUCUCACUGUAUCUGUUUGCAUAAAUUGACAGUCGUAAUUUGAAUUUGAGUCCCUCAAACUCUCCCUGCUUGUAUUGCAGCUUCAAUUGUAUUGCAGCUUCAAUUGUAUUGCUCAGUCUAGAAGUUCAUGACUACCCUACUAACCCUGAGACACUGUUGCCAGUUCCACAUAUGACACUCCGAAGCCUAGACUGCAAACGAGCACCAGAACAUUGAGCAUAACAGCCUUCAAAAUUCAUGCUAGCCUGCUGGCCCAUGACAACUAAAUUGUGCCAUCUACAAGUGAAUUCCAAUGUUGGUGGUCCUCAUUGUCUGGUACCAGCAUUUAGGGGCUUUAAUUCUGAACCAGUUCACAAAGCUUCAAGUUUGCAACAAAUUGGAACUGACCAAAACAGAAUAUGUAGUCAAAGUAAACCUUUUUGUCUCAUUCAAGCAGGACUAGCUCCAAACUCUUAAGGACCAGUGGAAUAAAGUUUACAUGAGCUAGUUUUACAAAAACCGAAUUUUUAAGGUCCCUAUUUAAUGUAGAUUAGGUGGUGAUGCUUUCCUACUUAAACCUGGUGAUCUUAGCGACUUUCUUCCAUACUUGAUCUCACACUUCUUGAGUGAACACACGACUCUUUAUAUUGUAAUAUAUCAAGUGCCUGGUAUGUCCGGUGAAAUGGCUGUGAAAUUGAUUUUUAAUUUCAACUUGGUUUUCAACAUACGGAACGCCACAAGACCAUGUGUGUUUGUCUCAGACUCAACUAUGCUGAACUGACAUUUACUUUGUGAACAUGAUUUGAAAUAUAAUUUACACUUUGGCGCAUGAAAUGUUAACUCUUGUCUAUGUUUUCCAGUGUAUUUCUUUGAGAUUCUUUCUUUUUGAUGGAUGUCAUACCGUUGAAACAUUAAAUACAGGUCUGUUGUCAACACAUAAUCUGUCAGACAGACCGUGAUACAAAUAUGUCCUACACAGCCCAUGCAAGUCUAUAAUAUAUGGCAAGUCUAUAUUACUGCAGUAUCUGAAAAUGAAGAGUCUCUAGGCUCCUUUUUAUUAUAUUUUUAUUAAGAUACUUUAACAACUGUUUCCUCCUGUAAGAUAUGUUCAUGUAAGAGACUAGAUGUUAGUCUAGUCAACACAUUACUGCAUCACACAGUUUGGGUUGCAGUGAGGCCCAGGACUGACCAUUUAUUAUGGUUUGGGAGAGGAGGGGAGGGUUGGGAAUGUUACCUUAAAAAGUGUUAACAAAUUACAAAUUUGCUCAUUGUGCCCCUUUCCUUAAUACAUGGUCAUUCCUCCAACCUUUAAAACUGACACCUUUGGGGGGCAUUACAUUUGCUUACUCUGUUCCAUUCUUAUGACUGCCAAGGGGGACAACUCUUAAAUCUCUUCUCUUCUUGUUACUCAUUCUCACCCCCUUGCUAACAUUAAACUAUUUCCACCAUAUCUAUGUUGAGUAUUUUGCAACAGGAUACCAACACUACAAAGAGACUUAAGACAAUUUUAUAUUUUACCAGCGUUCGAAAUACCUGCCUGCCCGACCGUCCGAGACGGGUUGAUUUCAACUCGGGCUGUCAGAUUUUCAAAUCCCCCUGCCCGACGGUCGGGUUAUAUUUCAUAGGUGAAAAUAUUCUAAAUAUUUCCCAAUGAUAAGCAUUAAUUCACAAGUAAAGAUGAAUGAUAAAAUGUAACCAAAAAGAAACCCAGUUAGCUUUUAGACAACCUAACAUUUAGCGAUGCGCUUAUGCUACAAGCAAUCCGUUUUCAUGUUUUUAAUUAAAUAAUCCUGAGAAACAUAUGUUUAUAGUGGGCAGGCAGGUUUUGGUCAGGGCUGGCAAGUAUUUCAGCUAGCCAGUCCUGUGGUCUGGCUGAAAUUUUUGGGAGUUUCAUACCCUGAUUUUACCCAUUUUAAUCAUGUGUACUUGAUUUGAUAACUUAAUUGAAAUUGAGUGACAUACAUACAUAUUUUAAAUCGAUUAAAUUUUUAUUGCUUGAUAUGAAAACAUGUACAUGUAAGUAAUCAUUGAAAGUGAUUUGUAAGAAAGAAUUGCCUUUACGUAACUUCAUGUUGAAGAGGAGGUUGUGGUUAUGGCCACUUCUUUCCACUGGAUAUGUAGAUUGUAUAUAGAAAUUGUUUUAAUAAACAACCAAAUACAACAUCAAA
Molecule: messenger RNA, 12045 nt
Organism: Haliotis rufescens (red abalone)
Lineage: Eukaryota; Metazoa; Mollusca; Gastropoda; Lepetellida; Haliotidae
Product: calcium-binding mitochondrial carrier protein Aralar2-like
Exons: 18
Coding region: 15-2111 (698 amino acids)
Biological process (GO): L-glutamate transmembrane transport; aspartate transmembrane transport; malate-aspartate shuttle
Molecular function (GO): calcium ion binding; L-glutamate transmembrane transporter activity; L-aspartate transmembrane transporter activity
Source: RefSeq, a predicted model, not a curated record